CUCUCUCUCUCUCUCCUAGCAUUUGUAAAAGGAAUCGGGGUUGCUAUAUUGCACUCUUGCGACAACUUCUACAUCUGAAUUUCCGAUCACAGAUCUCAACUCUCUCCUCCUUUGCCUUUCUCAUCCGACAAAUUCGGCCAAAGAUUUCAAGAUUUUCAGUCCAUUAGGGAAGAGGUAUAUAGCGCGCAGUAGUAGUAAUCAUACAAUGGCUGGAGGAAGCGAAGAACGUUCGUUGGAGGACACGCCGACCUGGACCGUGGCAGUGGUCUGCUUUGUGCUGGUUUUGGUAUCAAUCGUCAUUGAGCAUCUCAUUCACCUCAUUGGCUCGUGGUUAAGAAAAAGACACAAGAGAUCUCUAUAUGAAGCCCUCGAAAAGAUCAAGGAAGAGCUUAUGCUGCUAGGGUUCAUAUCACUGCUCCUAACAGUAACCCAAGAUCGUAUUGCUGGAAUAUGUAUUCCGAAGAGCGUCGGAAACUCUUGGCAUCCGUGUGACAGAUAUCAUUCCAAAGAAUAUUACGGAGAUAAAUGCUCAGCCAAGGAUAAAGUGCAAUUUGUAUCUGCAUACGGAAUCCACCAACUCCAUAUAUUCAUCUUUGUACUAGCCCUUUUUCAUGUGCUCUACUGCAUCAUCACCUUAGGCUUGGGAACACUUAAGAUGAGAAAAUGGAAGACAUGGGAGGAUGAAACAAAGACUCUUGAGUACCAGUACCAAAAUGAUCCGGAGAGGUUUAGGUUUGCAAGGGAGACAUCAUUCGGGCGUAGGCAUUUGGAUUUUUGGAGUCACUCACCAAUUCUACUUUGGAUAGUUUGUUUCUUCAGACAGUUCUUUACGUCAGUUACCAAAAUCGAUUACCUAACCCUGAGACAUGGCUUUGUCACUGCACAUUUGGCACCUCAGAGUGAAAUGGAUUUUGACUUUCAAAAAUACAUCAGCAGAUCACUUGAAGAAGAUUUCAAAGUUGUCGUGGGAAUAAGUCCGAUUAUAUGGCUCUUUGCAGUGUUGUUCCUUCUAACCAAUACCCAUGGAUGGUAUUCAUAUUUCUGGCUUCCAUUUAUCCCUCUAAUUAUACUCCUAGUCGUGGGGGCGAAAUUACAAGUGAUCAUAACAAAAAUGGGUCUGAGGAUUCAAGAGAGGGGAGAUGUGGUUAAAGGUGCACCGGUGGUUCAGCCAGGGGAUGAUCUGUUCUGGUUCAACCGCCCUCGUCUAAUCCUCUUUCUGAUUCACAUUGUUCUCUUUACGAAUGCCUUUCAAAUUGCCUUCUUUAUGUGGAGUUGGUAUACAUUUGGUUUCCGGUCUUGCUUUCACAAUCGACUUGAAGAUAUAAUCAUCAGGCUCUCAAUGGGGCUCAUCAUACAGGUUUUAUGCAGCUAUGUGACUCUUCCUCUCUAUGCCUUAAUGACACAGAUGGGGUCUACCAUGAAACCCGCCAUCUUCAAAGAACAAGUGCCAUCUUCAAAGAACAGCCGCCAACCGAAGACCGCCACAUGGACGCCGUUCUCGAGCCGGCCCGGAACCCCACUCCACGGCAUGUCCCCUGUUCAUCUCUUAAACGGCUACAAAGACAGCUCCGCCGUUGAUAACAGCCGUCAAAGAUCGCUGAGAAAAUCCGAUGCUGACAUGAUCGAAGAGUGGGACCCUGAAAUCGCAAUCCGCAAUCAUGAUGAUGGGGAGGAGUCUAGAAUGAGUAGAUGGAAUGAUCAAGUGAGAGAUCAGAUUGGAGAAAUUGGAUCGACGCAGAGGCCAAAUUCGGUGUUGCACGCCCCCGUGGGUGGCGGUCCACGGGAAGUUCGCAUUAGUUUGGGUAAUUUCUCGUUCGGGCAAAAUCGCGAUCGUAAAUAGAAUUUCUCUUUUCAUGUAAAAGAAAAUAUUGUACUAGUAGUAAUUUUUUUAUUCAGAAAUCUUGUAUACACGUAGAGUAAAGU
Messenger RNA from Rhododendron vialii, 1923 nucleotides. Its product is annotated as MLO-like protein 6. The coding region runs from base 206 to 1840 and encodes 544 amino acids. The transcript has 15 exons. Lineage: Eukaryota; Viridiplantae; Streptophyta; Magnoliopsida; Ericales; Ericaceae. Gene Ontology annotation, cellular component: membrane. The record is from RefSeq and is a predicted model, not a curated record. Gene Ontology annotation, biological process: defense response.